CAUAAAGUAACAGAAUCUCGUCCAUUAGACAUCGACCAUCCUUCUCAUCCUUCACAUGGCUUCUUCACACCCAAUCGACUUCUUUCGAGGCUGGCCUACCCCAAAGCUGGUUCCCGUUGAUGCCGUCAAGCAAGCCGCCGUGAAUGCCUUGUCCGAUAAAGCGGUAUCAGAUGUCGGUUUUGGCUACGGACCCGAUGAGGGUCAUUAUCCUCUGAGACAAAAUAUUGCCGAAUGGUUAACGCAAUCAUACGGUCCCUCGCAAGCCAUUACUGCCAGUCGAAUCUGUAUCACCGGCGGCGCGAGUCAGAAUCUGACCAGCAUCCUGCAGGUCUUUACGGAUCCUUUGCAGACGAAGCGGAUAUGGCUUGUCGAACCUACUUAUCAUUUGGCCUUUCGGUGUUUUGAAGAUGCGGGAUUCCAUGGACGGUUGAGAGGUAUCCCAGAGGAUGAGUCCGGGAUGAACGUUGAUGCCCUCGAGCGAGCUCUCGAGGAGUUCUCGGAUGCGAACGAUGAUGAGGAUUCUCAUGGAAGCUAUAUUGCGAAACCGGAUCGACCGUACAGGAAGAUCUACAAGCACGUUAUCUACUUGGUUCCUACUUUUUCCAAUCCGUCUGGGACCACAAUGUCGCAUUCCAGACGUGAAGCACUUGUCAAAGUCGCUCGCAGAUUCAAUGCUCUGGUCAUCUGUGAUGAUGUCUACGACUUCCUCGCUUGGACUGAACCCCCGAACUCAACCCCGAAAGACCUAUCGCUACAACGUGUAAUCGAUGUAGAUCGCACUCUUGACGGGGGGCCGUCGGACGCAUUUGGCAACGUGAUGAGUAACGGAUCAUUCAGCAAGAUUCUCGGUCCUGGAUGCCGGGUCGGAUGGGCGGAGGGGUCGGAUGCUUUUAUCCAUGGACUUUCACAGGCUGGUCAGACAUUAUCUGGAGGCGCACCCUCCCAGUUGAUGUCGACUUUUAUCAACGACAUGCUGCAAACGAAUACGUUACAGCAGUAUAUCUCAAAGAAGUUGAUCCCGGAGGGACGUCGGCGAUACUGGUUGAUGGUCUCUACCGUACGAAAGUACCUGACCCCCCUCGGGGUUACAUUUACUCCCGACCCCGAACGAACUAAAUUGAUCGGUGGUUACUACGUUUGGGUCAAGUUACCCGCUCCUUUGGACGCAGAUCAAGUCUGCCAGAAAGCUAUGGACACGCAGAACCUUGAUCUGGGUAAUGGAGGGCUGUUUGCAGUGCCUGGAGGAAAAUCUCGGGAUGCUGAUCUGUAUCGGAAUCUGAGACUAUGUAUUAUGUGGGAAGAUGAUGAGCAACUGGUUGAGGGUGUCAAUAGGCUUGCCACUGUCAUCAAGACUUUGGUGGACAGCUAGCAGAGCCACCCUUCUGUUUGACGCUAUGCUUGGUUGAGUCGUUUGAGAUAGAUCGGACCAUAAGAACAGGAUAUGUAUAGAGAGCCGGCAAAGAAUGUAUAACUCCAUCUCGACUGGGUCUCGGAUGAUUUAGAUAGCGUUGUGAAGAAGUAGUAAAUACGGAUCCCG
Penicillium brasilianum is the source of this 1537-nucleotide messenger RNA. The record is from the annotation of a GenBank genome assembly. NCBI's taxonomy places the organism in Eukaryota, Fungi, Ascomycota, Eurotiomycetes, Eurotiales, Aspergillaceae.